This is a messenger RNA of Colletotrichum karsti, 915 nucleotides long. Its product is annotated as SYF2 splicing factor. The transcript has a single exon. Lineage: Eukaryota; Fungi; Ascomycota; Sordariomycetes; Glomerellales; Glomerellaceae. Gene Ontology annotation, cellular component: Prp19 complex; catalytic step 2 spliceosome; post-mRNA release spliceosomal complex. The coding region runs from base 1 to 915 and encodes 304 amino acids. The record is from RefSeq and is a predicted model, not a curated record.
AUGCCCCCUGCCAAGAAGAGAAAGACCGAGUCCAAGGCUGCCGCCGACGAGGAAGCCAACCAAAGCCCACCGACAAAAUCUGCCUCCACUGAAGAACCCGAAGCGACAGAGGCAGCCGCCGCAUCAACAGAGACGACAGAAGCUCACCCAGCAUCAUCAGCGAACGAUGCCGCCUCAAAAGCACAAGAUCGCAUGGCGCGAUUCAAGGCGCUGAAGGCCCGCGCUAAGAGUUCAUCCGACCAAAAUUUCAAAGAAGCGACGCUCGAGUCGCAGCGUCUCGCCACAGACCCAAGCCAGCUGGCCGCAAUCCACCGCAAGCAGGCCAUCGCCUCGCACAAGCUGCUCAAGGCAGAUGUCGAGGACGCGGGCGGCGACUUUGAACGUAAGCGCGCGUGGGACUGGACCAUCGACGAGAGCGAGAAAUGGGACAAGCGCGUGAAGAAGAAGGAGGCGCAUCGCGACAACAACGCGUUCCAGGACUACACUGCCGAGAGCAACAAGAUCUACAAGCGGCAGCUGAGGAAUAUCGCGCCCGACAUGGAGAAGUACGAGAAGGACAAGAUGGCCGCCAUCGAACGCGCGGCGGCGUCUGGUGGCCUGGACAUUGUCGAGACGGAAGACGGAGAGCUUAUUGCCGUGGACAAGGACGGAUCAUUCUACUCAACGGCCGACUCUACGACGUUUACACAAAACAAGCCGGAUAAGGCUGCAGUCGACCGCCUUGUGGAGGAUCUCAGGAGAGCCGAGGAGAACAGGUUGAAGAAGAGGAAGGAUCGUAUGGCGCAGAACGGCGACGACGGCGACGUCACAUACAUCAACGAGAAGAACAAGCAGUUCAACCAGAAGCUGGCACGCUUCUACAAUAAGUACACUGCGGAGAUCAGGGACAGUUUCGAGCGAGGAACAAUGAUUUAG